Molecule: messenger RNA, 2062 nt
Organism: Stomoxys calcitrans (stable fly)
Lineage: Eukaryota; Metazoa; Arthropoda; Insecta; Diptera; Muscidae
Gene: Ance
Product: angiotensin-converting enzyme
Exons: 8
Coding region: 106-1953 (615 amino acids)
Biological process (GO): proteolysis
Cellular component (GO): plasma membrane
Molecular function (GO): metallopeptidase activity; peptidyl-dipeptidase activity
Source: RefSeq, a predicted model, not a curated record
UUUCAGUCAGCUGCGUGUGCUCGUUUUGUAAUUUUUGUUUCUUUGUAUAAGUGCCCCAUUUUCGAUUCGAACGAAAGCGGUCAAGCAUUCAUUGACAUUAUCACCAUGAAAUUAUUGGUUGUCGCUCUUUUGGCCGGUUUGGCGCUUUGCCACGGUGCCACCAAAGAGGAAAUCAUUGCCACCGAAUACUUGGAAAACAUCAACAAGGAAUUGGCCCAACACACCAAUGUCGAAACAGAGGCCUCUUGGGCCUAUGCCUCCAACAUUACCGAUGAGAAUGAGCGCGUCCGCAAUGAAAUCUCUGCUGAGAAUGCCAAAUUCUUGAAAGAAGUUGCCAAGGAUAUUACGAAAUUCAAUUGGCGCACCUAUGGUUCCGCUGAUGUCAGACGUCAAUUCAAGACUUUGUCCAAGACUGGCUAUUCCGCUUUGCCCGCCGAAGAUUAUGCCGAGCUUUUGGAAGUCUUGUCUGCCAUGGAAUCGAACUUUGCCAAAGUACGCGUUUGCGAUUACAAGAAUUCGGCCAAGUGUGAUUUGUCUUUGGAUCCUGAAAUUGAAGAAAUCAUUACCAAGAGCCGUGAUCCCGAGGAAUUGAAAUACUAUUGGACUCAAUUUUACGAUAAGGCUGGCACUCCCACACGUUCGAAUUUUGAGCGUUAUGUGGAAUUGAAUGGCAAAUCCGCUAAAUUGAAUAACUUCACCGAUGGUGCCGAAGUUUGGUUGGAUGAAUAUGAGGAUUCCACUUUCGAGGAACAAUUGGAAGCCAUCUUUGAGGAUAUUAAGCCUUUGUACGAACAAGUUCAUGGUUAUGUUCGUUAUCGUUUAAACAAAUUCUAUGGUGAUGAUGUGGUGUCCAAAACCGGUCCCUUGCCCAUGCAUUUGUUGGGUAACAUGUGGGCCCAACAAUGGUCCAGCAUUGCUGAUAUCGUUUCUCCCUUCCCCGAAAAGCCUUUGGUAGAUGUUAGCGAUGAAAUGGCAGCCCAGGGCUACACUCCCUUGAAAAUGUUCGAAAUGGGUGAUGAUUUCUUCCAGUCCAUGGGUUUGAAGAAAUUGCCUCAAGAAUUCUGGGAUAAAAGUAUCUUGGAGAAACCUACCGAUGGCCGUGAUUUGGUUUGCCAUGCUUCCGCCUGGGAUUUCUAUUUGACCGAUGAUGUUCGCAUUAAGCAAUGUACCCGUGUCACCCAAGACCAAUUCUUCACUGUCCACCAUGAAUUGGGUCACAUUCAAUAUUUCUUGCAGUACCAACAUCAACCCUUCGUUUAUCGCACUGGUGCCAAUCCUGGCUUCCAUGAGGCCGUUGGUGAUGUCUUGUCCUUGUCUGUCUCCACCCCCAAGCAUUUGGAGCGUGUGGGUCUCUUGAAGAACUAUGUGAGCGAUAAUGAGGCGCGCAUCAAUCAAUUGUUCUUGACUGCUUUGGAUAAAAUUGUCUUCUUGCCUUUUGCCUUCACCAUGGACAAAUACCGUUGGGCCUUGUUCCGUGGUCAAGUGGACAAAUCCGAAUGGAACUGUGCCUUCUGGAAAUUGCGUGAAGAAUAUUCCGGCAUUGAACCUCCAGUAGUUCGUACCGAAAAGGACUUUGAUGCUCCUGCCAAGUACCAUGUCUCUGCCGAUGUUGAAUAUUUGAGAUAUUUGGUUUCCUUCAUCAUUCAAUUCCAAUUCUAUAAAUCCGCUUGCAUCACCGCCAACGAAUAUGUGCCCUACAAUCCUGAAUAUCCUUUGGAUAAUUGUGAUAUCUAUGGCAGCAAGGAAGCUGGCAAAUUAUUCGAAAAAAUGUUGUCCAUGGGUGCCUCCAAACCCUGGCCCGAUGCAUUGGAAGCGUUCAAUGGUGAACGCACCAUGACUGGUAAGGCUAUUGCUGAGUACUUCGAACCCCUGCGUGUCUGGCUGGAACAAGAGAAUGCGAAGAAUAAUGUUGUCAUUGGCUGGACUAAAUCAGACAAAUGCGUUUCAGCCUAAGCCAAAUCACUUAAUGUUGCUCUUAAGAUCUUUAAAAAAAUAUGUUUUUUUUUUGUUAAAUAAUUUAAAAAAGAAGACAGUAUUAAAAUAAAUUAAAUUAAAAAUUCAA